Molecule: messenger RNA, 2101 nt
Organism: Musa acuminata subsp. malaccensis (wild Malaysian banana)
Lineage: Eukaryota; Viridiplantae; Streptophyta; Magnoliopsida; Zingiberales; Musaceae
Product: glycosyl hydrolase 5 family protein
Molecular function (GO): hydrolase activity, hydrolyzing O-glycosyl compounds
Source: RefSeq, a predicted model, not a curated record
AUCCAUUCCUUAGAAUCAACUUGUGAAGUUGCUUCCACCCAAUCUCUUCCUCGAUGUGAUGAUCCAAGAACUCGAGCAAAAUGGCGAUCACACGCUCCACAAUCACCAUGACUCCCUCCGGACUCUUUCUCCUCUUCCUCUUCGCCACCACUGCAUCGCCCGCGCCAAUCGCCCUCCCCCUUUCGACGAGCUCGAGAUGGGUCGUCGACGGUGAGGGACGGCGGGUGAAGCUGGCGUGCGUGAACUGGGCGGCCCACCUCGAGCCGGCAGUGGCCGAGGGGCUGAGCAAGCAGCCCCUGGACGCCAUCUCCAAGAGCGUGGCCGCUAUGGGGUUCAACUGUGUCAGGCUCACCUGGCCUCUCUACCUGCUCACCGACUCCUCGUUCGGGUCGGUCACCGUCCGGCAGUCGCUGGAGCGGCUCGGCCUCGCGGAGUCGGCCGCCGGCGUCCGCGUCAACAACCCCGGCCUGCUUGACCUCACCCUUGUCCAGGCCUUCCAGGCUGUUGUCUCGAAUCUAGCCAGCAACAGCCUCAUGGUGAUACUGGACAAUCAGAUAAGUAAGCCAGGCUGGUGUUGCAGCAAGUAUGAUGAUAAUGGCUUCUUUGGGGACAAGUAUUUUGACCCUGAUGAAUGGUUGAGAGGUCUGGAAAUGAUGGCAACAAUGUUCAACAGCUCAACAAGUGUGGUUGGCAUGAGCUUGAGGAAUGAGCUCAGAGGGCCAAAGCAAAACAUUAGCCUCUGGUACAGGUACAUGCAAAGAGGUGCAGAGAUCGUACAUUCAGCAAACCCGGACAUUCUUGUCAUACUAUCAGGUCUAGAUUAUGACAAAGACCUCAGCUUCCUGUCUGAAAAACAAGUGAAUUUAAGUUUCACCAAGAAGCUUGUUUUUGAGUACCAUUGGUAUGGAUUCUCAGAUGGUGGUGACUGGGGGAGUCAAAAUCCUAAUGAAGUUUGUGCAAUGGUGAUUGGUAACAUCACUAGAAAAGGAGGGUUCUUAUUAGAGCAAGGGUGGCCCUUGUUCCUAUCUGAGUUUGGGAUUGAUCAAAGAGGAGUAAAUGAGGCUGACAACCAUUUCCUCAGCUGCUUUCUGAGUUUUGCGGCUGAAAAGGAUAUAGAUUGGGCUCUUUGGGCAUUGCAAGGAAGUUAUUAUAUCAGAGAAGGGCAAUUAGGACUAGAUGAGACAUAUGGAGCUCUGAGUUGGGACUGGUGCAAGGCUAGGAAUUCCAGCUUUAUUCAGAGACUUUCUGCGAUACAAUCUCCCUUUCAAGGUCCUGGUCUUUCUAAAAGUUCACCAUAUAACAUGAUUUUCCAUCCGUCAACUGGACUUUGCAUUGUGACAAAUUCUCAACUCAAGCAGCUUCAGUUGGGCCAAUGUGCAGAAUCAACUGCCUGGCGCUACACCAGACAGAAAAAACUAAUGCUAAAAGGCACCAAAUAUUGCUUGCAACCUGAAGGUGUGAGCAAACCAGCAAAGCUGGGAUUCGGUUGCAAGGUCUCCAGUGCAAAAUGGCAUCUGAUAUCCAGCUCCAAGAUGCAUAUUUCAUCCAAUCUCACCAACAAUGGCAACAAUGUGUGCUUGGACAUUGAUGACAAUGGUACUAUCAUGACAAAUCAAUGCAAGUGCCUAAGCCUAGAUGGAACUUGCAAUCCUGGUAGCCAGUGGUUCAAGAUCAUCAGAAGCAGUAGGGAAGUAAAUGACCAAAUCUUUAAGCGCUGUCGAUCUCAAUUUGCGCAGGUUCAGACUUUCUAAGAGUACCAUCACACACAGGUAGAGACUUUUUAAGAAUACAGAGUCCUCUUUCCUCAUUUGAGUUCAGUGCCCUGCAAGGAGCUUGGAGAACAGCACCUGAAAACUCUGAAGAUGGCUUGCCAGGUCAUAUAAUUAUAGCUACACUUCCUAAAUUUAGGAUUAAAACUGUUAUAAAUGACUGACUGGCUACUUUUAUGGUGGGUUAUAGAUUACACUUUUUCUUUCACAAGCUUUGUGCAUAGUGGCAACCAAGAACUUAAGAUGGUUGUUGUGAUUGUGAUUGAUCAUUUGGCAGGUUACUUCAUAUCCUACUAUAGUAUCAGUUUCACAAUCAAAGGUAAGUUUUGAUA